Messenger RNA from Chiloscyllium plagiosum (whitespotted bambooshark), 562 nucleotides. The record is from RefSeq and is a predicted model, not a curated record. Lineage: Eukaryota; Metazoa; Chordata; Chondrichthyes; Orectolobiformes; Hemiscylliidae.
GAAUUCACAUUUUUCAACAGAAACUACUGUUGAGGUCAGUGAUGACGGCAGCAUUAAGAGAUCAAUGAGAUUUGGAUUUGAUGGAGAAGAUUUUAUCAGUUUAGACCCAGACAGAAUGAUCGCAUACAAUCCCAUUGCAGUGAUGACUAAAGAGAAAUGGAAUUCUGAUGAUUCCUGGAACAAUUACUGGAAAAGACACCUGGAAGAAGUAACUGUAGAAAUGUUAAAGAGAUAUCUGGAAGCUGGAAAAGAUUAUUUCAAAAGGAAAGUUCAGCCUGAAGUGUUCAUCUCCAGGAGGGAGCCCAAUGGUCAGGACAAGCCGCUCACUCUCUCCUGCCUGGUCACUGGGUUUUAUCCUGUAGACAUCGAGGUGACCUGGCUAAGGAAUGGAGAGGUCAUGUCUGAGACCCAAUCCUCGGGGGUACGACCGAACCACGAUGGGACCCAUCAGAUCCAGAAAGAGAUUGAGAUCAAUGCUGGGGAUGAGGAUCAAUACUCCUGUCACAUUGAACACAGCAGCCUGGCAGAGGGCAAGCUCUAUCAGUGGGGUAAGGGACUGGAG